Messenger RNA from Epinephelus lanceolatus (giant grouper), 5897 nucleotides. RefSeq lists its product as uncharacterized. Gene Ontology annotation, molecular function: microtubule binding. Lineage: Eukaryota; Metazoa; Chordata; Actinopteri; Perciformes; Serranidae. Gene Ontology annotation, cellular component: nucleus; cytoplasm. The record is from RefSeq and is a predicted model, not a curated record.
UGUUUCAGAACCAAAAAGGGAGGUGUAUCCCUCUCUCACUCUCCUUCUCUGUCCCCUCCCUCCCUCACUCAACCACCGUCAGAGCCUGCGUAGUCUCUUACCUCGUCUGUGCUCACACACGCUUAACACACACAGCAGUGAUGGGAUAAGAUACGACGCAGGAACGUGCAGUCCAGCGCAGUGAGGGGUGUUUGUGGAGGUGGACAGCCAGCCAAGUGCGUGUCAGACUGAAGAGAGGAGUGUGAGCGAGCUUCCAUGAAUUCUUGCUGGAUGUGUUUUUUUGCUGCAGUGUAGCCUGAGGAGAAGAAGACAGAAGACAGCAGAGUCCUGAAAAUGUGGAAUCUUGUCUUCAAAUAACAUGCAAGGAUCAGCACCCAUAAAGUGAUACGUCUCUAAAUGACAGUUCUGCACUUGACGAGGACACGAUGACAUACAGGCCUUUUGGAAAUACUGCAGCAUUUUUGUUCCAUGUUUAAAUAUGAAAGUGGAUGGAUUAGAAAUUAGAAAUCCAGAGGAAAAAAUUGCAAACACUGCUGCAUGGAGAGAAUGGAUUGGACAUUUUAUCAAAUGUCAGUAUAGUGUAUAUAAAGGAUUAAAGCUGUAAAGAGCCCUGUUUGCUGUUUGCAGCAAGAAGAACUACAGAAAAAGCAAAUGGGCAAAUAAAACUGUGCGUCACAGAUCAGAGGAAACUUGUACAGAGUGACUGACCCUCUGCUUUCACGGCCCAGAGAUGAGUGUCUCUCAGCCCACUGAUGAUUUCCCUGUCAGGGGCAAAACUGGAUCUACCAUGAGGCUCCCUCUCCACAGCGCAGGAGACCACAAUGGAAACGCUUUCCCAAUUUCCUCUUCCUCCUCCUCCUCCUCUUCAUCCUGUCUGGGGGAGUCAUCUCCUGAGUCACUGCGGAGCCUGAGCAGCCUCAGCGGGGGCCGGACUGACAGCCCACUGGACUACGACAUGUUUGAGGUCACCCUGAUGACGACAGUGAUGACCAAAACGGACCAAACGACAGAUGUUGUCAUUUCAAAAUGGGUGCCAGAGGAGGAAAAUAAACUGGAUGAUGAUGAUGAUGACGUCUCGGUAGGAAAGAUUCAAACAGCAACAGAGCUGACAGAAUCCAAUGACAACUCUGUGUCUGUUUACCUGGACGCAAACAGCUGUGAAUACCGCCAAGACACCUGGAAUGAUAAUGACACCCUGACGCUGGCUCUGUCCCUGACGACAAACAGCGGCAGCCAUGACAAUAAUGAUGACCUCAGCAGUGGAAGCAGUCAUGGGAGAAGGCAUGGCACCUCAACUCCAGACUCGGACGCAACAGAAAUCCCUGCUGAUGAUGAUGACGAAGAGGAGGCUCUGUUUCUGUCUGUGAGCUCUGACAUGGGGGUGCGAAGAAGCAGCGUGACCCUCACAAGCUCAAUCAGUCAAUCCAGCGACAGCCAGAUGAACCUUGCUGUGACAACUGAGCUACAGACAGAAGGGACUGCUGCUGUGAAUGUAGCUGAUGAUGAGGUGGUGUUAGAAGAGCUUGGAGUCGACUGUCCUCCUGGUCUACCUGUGGAACGCCAGACAGAGCCUCCUGCUUCUGAGGACCUUUGUGAAACCACUCAGAUAUCUUCCUCUGCUCCAUCUUCCACCAAUCCAGGUCAAGAUGCUGAGGAAGUCACAUCUCCUCCACCUGAGGAAGUGAAAAGACGUUCAGUGGAUUCCAAACCGUCCCAACCUAACACCAGUCAGCCUGCCAGAGCAGCAAAAACCAAACCAGCUGCUGCUACUUCAGCUGCUUCCAAGACAGCAGCACCCACAGCCAUCAAACCAUCCAGUGUGGAGGCAAAGAGAGUUUCUAAAGUGGACCUAAAAGAUUUUGAGGCCAAAGGUAGAUCACGGUCCAACCCGUCUCCACCUAAAACACCAAGCCAGAACAAAUCUGCUUCAGCCAAUGGAAAGAGAGCUGUUCUUAGGAAGGAGGAAGCUCAAACCGGGGACGGGGGUAAAAAGCAAAGGUCAUCCGCAGGUCCAGUCAAAGUGGCCGUGUUGCUGAAACCCUUCAGAGGAAAGAGCACUGAUCCUAAAACCAACCACAAGCCAGCAGCCAAUGACUCUGCUCGGCCAGAGAGGAAGAGUUUGGCUGUCAGUCGAAUUCUCUCUACGUCAACCAGCUCUGUGGGGUCUGAGGUGGUUGAGGAAGGACCCCCGGGCUCUCCCAGGAAGGCUGUCCAGGAAGUGCAUGAUAAACGUGAAACAGGACACGGAGGGGUGGAGAAUAAACAUCCAAGUGAAGAUGCUCAUGAAGGUUCUGGAAAGGCUGCUGUGGAGAGACCAAGGAAUCCUAUUAGGAAAGUCUCCUCCAAGCUGGGGCCCAAUGCCAGGCAGCAGGGAAGAGGCACCAGAGUGGAGAAGGGGCCCUCGGGGCCGGCUCCACCUCCGGGGUCAGGGACUGGACCUCCAGGACAGGGGAGCCCCGGGCCCAGGCAGAGUGAUGGCUCCUUGUUGGGAGAGGGUGAACAGAGCGCCGGGGGUGGAUCUCCAACGAGAGUGAGGCAGAGCCAAAGUCAGUGCCAGGGUAUCCCCAAACCUCGCACCACCACAGAGCGAGCAUCUGUCUCGGCUGUCCCAGGUCCCGCAACGUCCAACUCCAAACCAACAGCCAAUCAGCAACCAGCAUCGGGGUCAAUCAGACGACCUGCAGCACCUGCCGCUUCCAAACUUCCAGUGAAGGGAUUACCCACAAGCCUCAGUUUCUCAUCAGUGGGAAGCAAUGAGAUCAGCGGAGCCACGGGCAAAGCUUCUCCAGCAUCUCCAGGAGCUCCACCACCAACAGGGACCAAGCCAGAUGAGCAACCCAGCAGAGGCUCAUUUCCUGUGGGCAGCCCGAGCACGGCAAAGCCCUUCGUCUCCAGCCCAGCAGCUCCCAGCAGCGCCAAUGCUCCCAGUGACGCAGUAACCACUGGUGUCACUGCUGCUCCAAAGCCUCCUGCAAUGAGGAGCAGAGCUCUGUCACUGCAGGCCAGGAGCACUGCCACAGGUCUGAAGGCCCCAACUGUCACCAACCACAACACGGCCAAGACAGCCGCCGCCAAUCAAACAUCAGCUAAAACAGCUCCACCUGCCAAUCAGGGGCCGACAAAGCAGGCAUCCCAGUACCCCUUGCAAAGAAGCGGCUCGGCGAGACUCAGUCGGCUGAACAGCACAGUGGACAAAAACAAGCCCCGGGAGGCACCGGCAAGACCCACAAACACCAACAGCAGCUCGCAAGUAGCAGCUCCUGCAGGAGGGAACAACCAGAAGAAGCAGCAAGCUCCACCUGACCUGGUACCGGAUGUGGUGAAUGGUAAUACACCAGUACCAGCAGCUCUCCCAGCGCCUGCCACUGAUACCACCAACACUGGGUCAGGCACCACCGGAGCCCCUGCUCUUGGGUCCAAAGCAAAAACUGGGUCACGAUCCAGCCCCAAAGCAGUAUCCCGCCUGCAGAAUGCACCCAAGCCAGCAGCAGCCGGGGCGGCUGUGGCCGAGCGGAUGGUCACAGCUAAACAGAACCAGAGCAAAGAGCAGGCGGAGAAGAAGAACCAAGCCAUCAUCCAGCUGAGGAAGCUACUUGUCCAGGGGAAUAAGAGAGUGGAGGCUCUGGCUACAGUCAUCCAGCAUCUCUUCACUGAGCGCGAGGAGGCCUUGAAGCAGAAGAAAGGGUUGACGCAGGAGCUGGCAAACCUCCGAGAAGAGCUGGUGGUAUCGUCACAAUGCUGCGAGCGUCUGGAGAAGGGGAAGGAGGAGGUGCGCGUCAACCUGGAGGAGGCCCUGAACAAGCUGGAGGAGCAGCACAAGGAGGAGCUGGUGCAGCUGGAGGAAAGAUUGAGGAGUUUCUACCAAACAGAGUGGGACAAAGUUCACCAGACGUACCAGGAGGAGGCUGACAGAUACCGCAUGCUGAUGGAACAGCAGGUGGAGGAGCUCAGGAGCCAACAGGAAGCAGAGAGGAAGAACCAGGAAGUGAGUCACAGCCAGAAGAUCGAGUCUCUCAUACAGCAGUACGAGGCCUCCACAGAAGAGCUGAAGAGGCUCCAGCAGGCCGACCUGGAGAACCUGAAGAAAACACUGAAGGAGACAGAAGCAUCUCUCUCUGAGAAAAUAUCUGAGCUGUCGGCAGAGAAGGAGGCUCUGAAUGAGAAGCUGAAAGCGGAGGAGGAGAGGAGGAAGCAGAUACUCAGUGACAAGAAUCUGAAGGACUCCCACACAUUGUACCUGGAGCAGGAGCUGGAGAGUCUAAAGGUGGUGUUGGAGAUCAAGAACAAUCAGCUGCACCAAAAGGAGAAGAAGCUCAUGGAGAUGGACAAACUGUUGGAGACAAAUGUAAAGCUGGAGGAGUGUCUGACGAAGGUCCAACAGGAGAACGAGGACUACAAGGCCAGGAUGGACAAACACGCUGCUCUCUCCAAGCAGCUGUCCAACGAACAGGCCAAACUCCAGCAGACGCUACAAAAAGAGUCCAAGGUCAACAAGCGUCUGUCCAUGGAGAACGAGGAGCUGCUGUGGAAGCUCCACAACGGUGACCUGCUGGCGAGUCCCCGCCGCCUCUCACCCACCUCUCCCUUCAGCUCACCUCGGAACUCUGCCUCCUUCCCCACAGCGGCGCCCUUAUCGCCCAGAUAACCCCAACCAGAGCAACCCCUUCCUCUCCUCUGACCUCCUGCUCCUCUUUAUAACCUUUACAAGCCUUGCAAAGAUGUUCCAAAUGCAGAGAGAGACUUCAGUUACAUCAGUAUUGUUGGAUAUUAUUGAUAAACUUGUACAUUUGGAAUUAACUGCAUUGAAGACACUUAUUUUGAAAGCAAAGACAUUGCAGUGGCACCGAUGCACUUAACUUAUGGGAGCGGGACUGGCCUUGCUCUUUACCAAACGCCUGGUUCUCCAACAAACCUUUCUUCUUUUUCAGAAGGAAACGUAAAUAAGAGGCACACCUCAGGGUCUGUACAUGGCGCCUCGCUCUCGUUAUGACUAUCUUUACCUGUUUUUUUUCUGAUAUGUUGUACAGUUUAAGUUCAGCUCGUCCUGUUCUUUUAUACCGUUUUUUUCUAAAGAGAUGGAUGAGAAAAAAACCUUGGAUUUGUGGCGGAUGGAGGUUCGUGGGAACAGACUCAAGUUGUUUGGGUUUGGCAAAUCAUAAAAGAGACGGGCACGGCAUGGAUUCUUUUGCCUUUUCCCUUCUUUUAAAGAGGAUAUUUUUUCCCCAAAGAGCGAAGCUCAAUCACGUAUCUGCUUUGGACCUCUGGAACAAGUGGAUGAACUCGAUGUCCUUCAGUGGGCAAACAGGAACAAAUACUCAGAGUGUCCACCUGAGGAACUGACCUGUAUUACUGACAUGAACCUUUGAUCCGAUGGAUAUCUGUUCUUCCUUGUAAGCUCCUCACAACCUCUACCUUAAUCUACUAUGUGGAAUGUAAUCACCCUUGGAUGUUAAAUCUGAGCAGGCCAGUUCAGAGAGAAGCAACACACCAUCUCAGAGCCAAAUAUGCAGAAGGAGUGUGUUGGCCAGGACAGUGUUCAACUCCGACCCCUUUACUUUUUCCUUUUAAAUCUCUAAAUAAAGGCAUCGACUCCCCUACAUCCUUUAAAGUCACCUUGAGCCCAAACAGAAACAAAGCUGAACUUGUGGCUGAUCAGUUAAUAUCUGUCUUUGCUUUGGGUCGCAUAUGAAAUCACCCGUGAUCAUUUCCACAGAGAAAUCUCCCAGACUCUCCUUCACUGAGCGAUAACUGGCCUUUGUGUUACUGAAUCCAAAUAAAAGUAUCACUUUGUUUGUCUGGUGUUUGUCCUGAAAAAACUCAGAUGUACCCAAAUUGCCUCAGUUCACCGUGUUCUGUUUUAUUUUGGACAUGGAAUAAAUUCAGUAUGACAGAUCAAA